Anopheles stephensi (Asian malaria mosquito) is the source of this 4231-nucleotide messenger RNA. Its product is annotated as cationic amino acid transporter 4-like. NCBI's taxonomy places the organism in Eukaryota, Metazoa, Arthropoda, Insecta, Diptera, Culicidae. The transcript has 4 exons. The record is from RefSeq and is a predicted model, not a curated record. Gene Ontology annotation, molecular function: amino acid transmembrane transporter activity. Bases 516 to 2555 code for a protein of 679 amino acids. Gene Ontology annotation, cellular component: plasma membrane. Gene Ontology annotation, biological process: transmembrane transport; amino acid transport.
UCUUGCUCCUAUCCCAACAACACAUACAGUUGCCGUUGCGUGCCACCCGCAAAACUUCCUCAAGAAAGGUGAAGGCUUUGCGUUUGCGCAUGACCGCCUACGUCCGAUACCGAUGUCGCGCAAUGUGUGCGGGUGUGAGAAGGUAAGGUACGCGGGCCCAAAAAAUCGAACAAGUUGCCACUCACCGUGCGCCAGACGUGUCGUCAGAACCAAACAGACCUUAAAGGUGAACAGAACUGGACGGUCCUUCUACUCCUGCUCUGCUGCUGGGUAGGAGCUCCUCCAAACCGUGGGCCGAAGGUGUUUCCAGCUGCUGCGAACGACCCAGCGACGACCGCAGACAGUGACGGCGGAUCUCGUUCGGCUAUUUAUUGGUUAUCUGGUCUAGUUCGUAAUUUGCAAGGAUUGUGCGACGCGACCGGAUACGAGCAGGAGGCUGCGUGUGCGUGCGUGUGCGUGUGUGUGGAGUGCUGGAAUUUGAAUCGUAAUUAGGCUGAAUCGCGCCCUACGUGACGAUGCCCAGCGCUAGGAGGAUGAUCCUGGGGCACGUUAUGUCCGGUCUGUGCACGAAGAUGAACCGCACCAAACAGCUUCCGGCGGAUCUGAUGGAAACUCCGCUGAAUCGGUGCCUAAAUACCUUCGACAUAACGCUGCUGGGUAUCGGUCACAUGGUCGGUGCAGGAAUCUACGUGCUCACCGGUACGGUCGCACGCGAGAUGGCUGGCCCUGCGAUCGUGCUUUCGUUCAUACUGGCCGGUUUGGUUUCACUGCUGGCGGCCCUGUGCUACGCCGAGUUCGGUACCCGUGUCCCGAAGGCGGGCUCGGCCUAUGUCUACACGUACGUUUCGAUCGGCGAAUUUUGGGCGUUUGUCAUCGGCUGGAACAUUAUCCUGGAGCACAUGCUCGGUGCGGCGUCGGUCGCCCGUGCCUGGAGCGGGUACGUGGACUCGAUGCUGGGCAACAUAGUGGCCAACAUUACGAUGGAAAUUACGGGCGAGAUGCACGAACAGCUGCUGGCCAAGUAUCCCGACUUUCUGGCCUGUUUCGUGUGUCUCAGUUAUGCCGUAGCGCUGGCGGCCGGUGUCAAGGCGACGGCCAUGAUAAACAGCAUACUGACCACGGUGAACGUGGCCGUCAUGGCGCUGGUGGUGGUGUUGGGCUUCUGGUACGCCUCCCCCGACAACUGGUCCCUGCCGGAGCAGGGCUUUAUGCCGUACGGGUUUGGCGGUGUGCUGGCCGGGGCGGCCACCUGUUUCUACGCGUUCGUCGGCUUCGACAGUAUUGCCACGUCCGGUGAGGAGGCGAAAAAUCCGAGUUUCUCCAUACCGUUGGCCACCAUCCUGUCGCUGUGCGUGGUGACGGUCGGGUACGUGCUGGUGAGCGCCGCCCUAACGCUCAUGAUUCCCUACAACGAAAUCAACCCGGCCGCGGCCCUACCGGAUGCGUUCGGUAUGCGCGGCAUAACGUGGGCAAAGUAUGCGAUCUCCACGGGUGCCAUCUGCGGGAUGACGACGACCCUGCUCGGAUCGCUCUUCGCUUUGCCCCGCUGCCUGUAUGCGAUGGCCAGCGAUGGAUUGCUGUUUUCGUGCUUCGGCAAGGUUAACACGAAGACGCAGGUACCGCUGCUGAAUCUCGCCCUGUCCGGCAUCUGUAGUGCACUGUUGGCGCUGCUGUUCGAUCUGGAAAAGUUGGUCGAGUUUAUGUCGAUCGGUACGCUGCUCGCCUAUACGAUCGUUUCGGCGAGCGUGAUCGUACUGCGCUACCGCCCGAUAUCGGUAGAGGAAACUGUCCACCUGGCACCGGACACACCCGGCACGGAUGAGGAAGAUGGGGGACCAGCCCUGCCUGGCACGACCGCAGGUGCCGCCGGGGGCGGCAUUGAUUCGUCCUCUCAGUCGAGCACCAUCGACCCAUCAUCGCCGACGAGUGAAAUGAUUGAGAUUGCGCUGGCCGGUAGACUACGGCCACAGUUCCGGUGGCUGGAACCGGUGCUGGGACGGUGCGAACCGGGCGUGGCCUGUUCCGGGGCCGUGCUAAUGUUUUGUGUGCUGAGUGUAGCCGUCUGCUUUCAGUUGGAGAAUUCCUGGGACGAGCUGUACAACGGAACGUGGUGGGCGUUAGGGCUUUACGGGUUCCUUCUGUUCUGUCUCGUGGCGUGUGUUGUUGUCAUCUCGGCUCAUCAUCAAAACAAGCGCGGAUUGCAAUUCAAGGUACCGUUCGUACCGUACAUACCGGCAUUGAGCAUUUUCUGUAACAUCGAGCUGAUGGUGCAUCUGAGCUUCCUGACCUGGUUGCGAUUCUUCAUCUGGCUGUCGAUCGGUAUGCUCGUGUACUUCCUGUACGGCAUUCACAACAGCAAGGAGGGCGAACUCGGUACGUCCUACUCGAUGCUGAUGUCGACGAGCGAAGCGAUCCGUGGCUGGGGCUCCACCAGUACCGCCCUUGGCGGCGGGACAAAGGUAACGGUAACGAAGAUCAUCAAGGGCAGGAUCAGCCGCAAGACAGCCGGUGACAGGCAGGCGAUAGUGGACGAUGAUGAUGAUGAAGAUUCUUAAACACCGGAACGCGGCAGGUGCCCUCCGAUAUGAUCACCUGUGAGGAUUCCAUCUGUACGGGUAGGGGAUUAUUCUAAGGUACGCGUUCCAGAGCCAGCAGAGAGCAAUGUAUUUGUUAAGAUGUUUGUUUGUUUCACAAAACCAUUUCCGAGGUAUUUGUUGUACUUCUUACACGAGAGAAAGAGAGAGAGAGAGAGAGAGAGAGCAACUAAAACGGUCCAAAAUGGCAACCACUCUGUCAUACCAUAGGCGAUAUAUCUCAUCAGUGCAAAAUUUGUAGGUACAACAAGUUUGUUAACAUUUUUACGAUGCUAUCUACCAAAGAAUCUAUCACCAGGCCAGGCGCAAUCCCAACACAAAAUUUGUGUCCUGCCAGUGCACGGCAGUACUGUUAUUACACGCCUAAUUUAAGCAUUGACUACACUGCUGUACGUCGGUCUACACGGAGCGCGGAAUGAAGUGAAUGAACGUUUAUAGUACAUCUUCUAUGGAAUGGUGUAGAACCGUUUCAAUGCACAGUAUUAGAUAUUAUGCUACUAACGAUUGCCUUAGAACAAACAAUGUGUCUGCAUAAAGUAAGUGUAAUGCGCUGUGUUUUUAAGUUUCCUUCAUUUCCCUCCACUGCAGGUAGCUCCUGCCUUUCUUCUACCUUCCAAUUACUUACAGCAGAGUAAGCAACAGGAUUAGUAUUAAAACUGUUACCCACUGAAGAUUGUUUAGAGUACACGCCCCGUUAGGAUUUAAUUAUCGAGGUCAAACGCACAACUUAUGCUUCCAACAUAUGGUUUUACUAUGACAAUUGCAAUGUCUAUAAUGUAAUUCGUAACCACCGAAAGUUGUAAGCUUUAGUCGCUAUGUGUUUGAAAAAACAGAAAACGAGGGAAACCAAACCUUAAAACGGGUACUUUCUGCCAUAGCAAAUCCCUAUAUUAUCCACACACACACUCUUCUGAUUACUUCUGCGCUGUGUAAAAGUCUAGCAACACGCACGCACCACCUAUAAUUGCUUUCGAUGGUUGCCUUUAGAGUUGUCCACUAGGUUUGUUUGCAAACUAAAUUUAGAAGUAUCAUUAUGAAAACAACUAAUUAGACUACAAACACUGCAACACACUGGUGCACGUGUAGCGAAUCGAGCCGUAAUCGGCCAUAUUGUAUAUUUAACACAUGACCCUAUAGUAGAAAGUAAUGCACCGUCAAUGAAGAGAUACAUAUUCAUAUUACCAACCUAAUGGAUGGCGCGAUCAGAGCAACAUCACCAACCGUCGUUAGUAAGCUAUUUAUUCGCAUCCCGUAUUUCAAGGUACUACACUCCAGCCGAUACUCGCGCGGUACCUGUGCACGAAAGCCACCAUAGAGAGAGACCCAUACGCUAGUACAACGGUAGACGCACUCAUACAGUCGGAUCCAUCAAAAGUACACAACUAGUUCAAUUAGUAGUGGCCGACUACCGAUGUGUUUUUCUACUCUACUGGGUUUUGUGGCAACGUUUUCCCACCCUCUUUUUUUACCCUUUUAUUACGACAACUCAACAAACUGCAACAUGUAUGGCAAACUAUACAUCGCUUUAUGACGUAUUAAAACUAAACGGAUAUUGAACAAGCGUAACGCAACUAAUCACACAAAACCACAACAUAAGGAACAAUAAAGUAUACACACAUAUGACGAAUUUAACUAAA